UGAUGCAUGGCAGAGUCAGAGUAGAACGGCAGGAAUUCAUCACACUUUCACUACGGCGCGACAUUGUGGUUCCGGAGGGCAUCGAUCGAAACCCAGCUUAGCCUCUGCUACGUGAUGUAUGUACUGGCUGAGCCUCAGCGUUGGCUUAUACUCCUGUGCUGCAGGAUGGUGUAAGGAUGCCUGCUGAUAACAUGUUCCCUGGUCUCGCCUUGUCGGGCUGCACCCCUGACCAGUUGCCCAUCAACCCGACCUCUCCAGACAAACUAAUGUCUGCAGCCAGCACAACGACCACUGCGGCUGCGUUUGAGGAGGAACUGGCUGCAGCCUUCAGCAGAGCACCACAACUGCCACCGGAAUGGGCCGAGAAGGCGGCAAAUGAACUGAACGAGAAGCCGGAAACCGUCCAAGAAACCAUCAGUUCUCUCAGGAGCAUGGUGAUAGCCGAGACGAAUCUCCGAGUGAGAACAGACGAUGCUUUUCUCCUCAGGUUCCUUCGUGCUCGGAAAUUCAACUGCGCCAAAGCAUUCCAUAUGUUGCAGCGGUACUACGUCAUGAAGCUGCGCUGCCCUGAGCUGUUCAAAGUACCGCUGCCGUCGGAGAAGCAGCACAUCCUGGAGAUGCAAGCUCAGAACAUGCUGGAGGACAGAGACGGUAGUGGUCGCAGAGUCUACAUAUUCAGAGUAGAGAAAUGCGACGCAGCGAAUGUCAGCAUUGAGGACAUUUUCCGUACCAAUGUGCUGGCUCUGGAGCACAUUGUCCAAGAGCCUGAGACACAGAUCGCAGGCCUCAUCGUCGUUGUGGAUAUGAACGGCUUCGGCUUCCAGCAUGCCAAGUUCCUCUCACCGUACUAUGCCCGCCGCACCGUUGAGGUCAUCCAGGAAACUUUUCCUCUGAGAUUCAAAGGAUUCCAUGUGAUCAAUCAGCCGUUCUACUUUGAUGCUGUAUUCGCAGUGCUCAAGCCUUUCCUCAAAGACAAGAUAAGGAGACGUAUCUACCUUCAUGGUAGGGACCUUAACGCACUGCAUGCGUUCAUCAGCCCAGAAAUCCUACCGGCAGAAUAUGGCGGCAAGAAGCCUAGUUUUGACAACAGAACAUGGCGACUGUCACUUCUGGCGAACGAAGACAAGUUUAUUGAACUGGAGACGUAUGGCUAUAAAGUCCGUGAAUUGCCGCAAGAUGCGACGAAAUGAUUUAUUAUCACGGAUUCUGAACCAAGAUGGUUGCUCAGCAAGUUGCAUACAGAACAGUUUCCAGCCUUGUGUCCUGAAUUAAAGGUUCGAAACAGGGGCAUUACGAUUCCUUUAUAGCGCACUUAAAACUAUUGUUCUCCUCCCUUAUUCCCCUUUUUCCUUCCUUCUACAUUAUGUUCGCCUUAAGUGAAGGAAAUAUAAUUCUUACAGUUUAUAUUAUAACAACAGUCUCUUUCAAGUUUCAUCAGCAUUUUCACUAGGAUCUGGUCAGUAUUAUACAGGUCAGUUUACUUAAUUCUGUAAAACCAAUUCACUGCCUCAGUCUCUCUUAACCAUGGAAACUUUGGGGCCUUUAAAAAUGUAAAUCUGUGUUCAUACAUAAGUAUAUUUUACUGAUAUUUUUAAUUACUUAAAAAGGCGGAGUAUUUCUGCUGAUAACUCAGUAUUAAUAUAUUCCAUUCCUAUAUUACUUUCAACACUCUAUGUACUUUAUUCUGUUUUCUAUUUCCCUGAGUAGAACUUCCAAAUUUUAAUAUAUUACAAAUGCGUAUAUUGGGAACACUUUCCGUUGACGCAUGCAAAUCUGCCUAAGGAGAUAGGAAUUGUAAUUCACAUAGCUACCAACCAAUGGCAGAAUAAGAGUACUGUCUUCUGGGAUAUAACGCCGUGUAGUCUGCUGAAAAUCAAGUAGAACCAUCUGCUUGCCACUUUCUUUCACGCUGAUUUUUGCUCGUCUUUUUCUUCGACCCUGAAGAUGGAGGUGAUAUGUUCCUCCGGAACGUUCUUUGACUUUCAGCGGACUACAGGGCGUUAUAUCCUAGAAGGUAAAUCUCCACAACCACACCUGUGAGAACCUCAAAUCCUAAAUAGCAAAAUAAUUUCCAAACUUUAUAUGAGUGAACUUCCACACAGAAAUAUUUCCUGUAGAGGUAAAAUACUGGGCCCACCAAAACAUAGCAAUGUGACAGUUUACUGCUGUUUCUCUGCCAUAAGAACGCCAGUCUCAUUAAAACCUUUACAGCAUAUUUGUAUUGAAAGACUUCUGAACAAUUAUUCAAAUGUAACUGUACAAGUGUACGAAGAAGAAGAAUGUGUAUUCCAUAACGUCAUUUGAAGUUAAAUAAACUACACAAUCAUUGCCAAAACACAAGUGUCACAACACGGAUCGCGUAUAAUUAUCCUAAAUUUGCAGAGAACUCGUGUGUAUUAGGAUUCAUUCCGCGUGCAUAUCUCACUAAGUGUAUUUUAUGUUCCAAAGUGCCUCUUAUUCUCAAGCCUGUUCCUUGGAUUCCAAAUUGCAUUCCAAGCUUAUCACAAAUUAACUAAAUUUCGUCUUUAAAAUGGCACACCUCUUAGCCGGGGUCAUGCGGUAGCGUAGUUGGUUGAGGCACCAUGCUACAAGCUGGAAAGUCGCGGGUUCAAGUCCCGAUGAGGUGGA
Messenger RNA from Cryptotermes secundus, 2628 nucleotides. Its product is annotated as clavesin-2. Gene Ontology annotation, molecular function: phosphatidylinositol bisphosphate binding. The transcript has 8 exons. Gene Ontology annotation, cellular component: membrane. Lineage: Eukaryota; Metazoa; Arthropoda; Insecta; Blattodea; Kalotermitidae. The record is from RefSeq and is a predicted model, not a curated record. Bases 177 to 1190 code for a protein of 337 amino acids.